CGGCGCCCCCGCGCAUGCGCCCGCCCGCGCCUGCGCAGCGCCCGCCGCGGGGGAGCGCGCGGCAAUGGCGCAGCCGGGCAGGGCCAGCCUGAAGGAGCAGAGAUACGACCGGCAGCUGAGAUUGUGGGGUGACCAUGGACAAGAAGCUUUAGAAUCUGCCCAUGUUUGUGUAAUAAACGCAACGGCGACAGGAACUGAAAUACUCAAAAACUUAGUGCUACCAGGUAUUGGUUCAUUUACAAUUGUCGAUGGGAAUCGGGUCUCUGGAGAAGAUGUUGGAAAUAAUUUCUUUCUACAAAAAAGCCAUAUUGGUCAGAAUCGCGCCCAGAGUGCUACUGAGCUCCUGCAAGAAUUGAAUAAUGAUGUUUCUGGAAACUUUGUUGAAGAGAGUCCAGAAAAACUUCUAGACAAUGACCCUUCCUUUUUUAAUCGGUUUAACUUGGUGGUUGCAACGCAACUACCAGAAAGUACAUUGCUGCGCUUGGCUGAACUUCUCUGGAAUUCUAAUGUUCCUCUGCUGGUCUGCAGGACUUACGGACUGGUUGGUUAUAUGAGAGUCAUUAUUAAAGAACAUACAGUUGUUGAAUCUCAUCCUGACAAUAUGUUAGAAGAUCUGAGACUGGACAAGCCGUUUCCAGAGCUGAGGGAACAUGUUCAGUCUUAUGACUUGGAUCAUAUGGACAAAAAGGACCACAGCCACACUCCAUGGAUUGUGAUUGUAGCCAAGUAUCUAACAAAAUGGUUCAAAGAGAAAAGCGAUCAGUUGCCUAAGAGUUACAAAGAAAAAGAAGCCUUCAGACAACUGAUUCGGCAAGGUAUUUUAAAGAAUGAAAAUGGGACCCCAGAAGAUGAGGAAAACUUUGAAGAAGCUAUAAAAAAUGUGAACACAGCAUUAAAUACCACAGAGAUUCCAAGAUGCAUUGAAGAGAUUUUUAAUGAUGAUUGCUGCAUAAAUCUCACGGAGCAGUCACCCUCCUUCUGGAUUUUGGCUCGAGCUGUAAAGGAAUUUGUGGCAAAUGAGGGGCAAGGAAGCUUGCCUGUCCGGGGCACUAUUCCUGAUAUGAUAGCAGACUCCAAUAAAUUUAUCAAAUUGCAAAAUGUGUACCGUGAAAAAGCAAAGAAGGAUAUUGCUGCUGUGGGUAACCAUGCUGCUAAAUUGUUACAAUCCCUAGGCAAGGCACCCGAAUCUAUUUCAGAGAGAGAAUUAAAAUUGCUUUGCAGCAACUCAGCUUUCCUCCGAGUAGUACGAUGUAGAUCUCUGUCUGAAGAAUAUGGUUUAAACACUUUUAACAAGGAUGAAAUCAUUUCCUAUAUGGACAACCCAGACAGUGAAGUAGUGCUGUACUUGAUGCUACGGGCUGUAGACAGAUUUUAUAAGCAGCAUGGUAGAUACCCAGGUGUCUACAACUAUCACGUAGAAGAUGAUAUUGGAAAACUAAAAUCAUGCCUUACUGGUUUCUUACAAGAACAUGGGUUGUCUGUAGUGGUGAAAGAUGAUUAUGUUCAUGAGUUUUGUCGCUAUGGAGCUGCUGAGCCACAUGCUAUCGCUGCCUUCAUGGGAGGAGCUGCUGCACAGGAGGUUAUCAAAGUCAUUACAGGGCAGUUUGUAAUUUUUAAUAACACCUAUAUUUACAGUGGAAUGUCACAGACUUCAGCAACUUUCCAGCUGUAAGAUAACGAUCUCACAUUUGUUGCCACCAGGCGCUGCCGCUGUGUCCUGUAAAUACUGUGGUGGUCUGCCACUGACUGGACUGUUCUGUAUUACCUGCAAGUUAAAGUUAUUUUAUUUGUAACGAUUUUAUCAUCUUUUUUUUUUUUCUGAGGACAAAUAAAAUCAUACCAAAUACUGAAAAAAUAUUUUUAAUCUAGAAUUUUCUGUUUCACCUUUGAAAGAGAAAAGCAGCAGCUGUUCUUUGGCAUGGUAAGUUGCAUUUACAGAUUGGCUUACCUGGUUUGCAGCAGAGCUGGAUUUUUUUUAAUAAAAGCUGCUCUUCAGACCGAGGGGGGAGGACUUGCAACAGGUUCAAAAAGGCUAAUAUAACUAUGAUGGUGUGGGGAUCUAACUGUGAGAAGAGGUAGGGAAAGCUGUAAUACUUCUUAUUGAUUUCAAGGACAUCAGGGAAGGGGACUGCGUGCCUGAAAGCCUGGUUCUUUCAGCUGUAUUCAUCUAGUGAAAGAUUCUUUUUCCUGCACCCUUUGUGUCUGGCAAAUGUCAAAUGCUGCAGUUUCCAAAACGCAGAGUAUGGAAAGCGAGCUGCGUUGAAACCCGAGCGAUUUCCCCCUAGCCUAGGCCUGGAGCCACGCUAAGGCUGGCACAGCGCUCGGAGAAGGUUAACAGGGCUCUAUCUCCUGGUGCCCGAGAGGAGCCGCGGCUGGCGGCGCCUCCCGCCGCCGCUCGCCUGGCGCUGCCUGAGGAUACCAACAAUCUGGACUUCUUCCAAUGUACAGGAUUUGACCACUUGGUUUUGAAAAGGAAAAAGACCCCCAAGACUGGCUGUUUCUGUCCUGGUGUGGCUGCGUGGGG
Aquila chrysaetos chrysaetos is the source of this 2524-nucleotide messenger RNA. RefSeq names its product NEDD8 activating enzyme E1 subunit 1 (gene NAE1). Gene Ontology annotation, cellular component: cytoplasm; nucleus. NCBI's taxonomy places the organism in Eukaryota, Metazoa, Chordata, Aves, Accipitriformes, Accipitridae. Gene Ontology annotation, molecular function: NEDD8 activating enzyme activity; ubiquitin activating enzyme activity. The record is from RefSeq and is a predicted model, not a curated record. Gene Ontology annotation, biological process: DNA damage response; protein neddylation; ubiquitin-dependent protein catabolic process. Bases 65 to 1672 code for a protein of 535 amino acids. The transcript has 21 exons.